Messenger RNA from Pseudovirgaria hyperparasitica, 1512 nucleotides. RefSeq lists its product as uncharacterized. The record is from RefSeq and is a predicted model, not a curated record. The transcript has 4 exons. Bases 421 to 1383 code for a protein of 320 amino acids. NCBI's taxonomy places the organism in Eukaryota, Fungi, Ascomycota, Dothideomycetes, Acrospermales, Acrospermaceae.
AGUGCCUCUGGCCAAGUCCCUCGGAAAAGCGACUCCAGAUCCCAGUGCGGCGCUUACCACUGCUGUGAGACAGGAUGUUCUCGAACACCCAUCUCGAUAAUGAUCAUGGACUUGGCUGAGGAUCAUCAGGCUAUGGACUUUGUCAGCUCAGAUCCAUCAUGUCCCAUGAGCAGGCUGAAGCGCCGCACUGCAUGGCAUGGGUCCUAUUUCAUCACAUUUUCAGCCUCAGCUUCUUUUCGAUUGAGAUGACAUGAACUCAGCACUGCCACGCCGUUCGUUCGGUGUUCGUCAGCAGCUUUCCUACCAGGCCUGCGCCGUAACUCACGCGCAGAGCUAGGCUGCACUCUUGCCACUGGCGAUAUAGGAUUUCUCUGCUGAACCAAAUACCAAAUACGGGUCAAGAACCACCCAUAAGAUGUAAUGGCCCGGAAGGUUGCCAUGUCGCCAGCCUCGUCUACGCCUCUGUCUAGAAGUGCUUCAUCAAUCACCACCAACUUUGAUGACCACUCCCAGUCAUGGUCGAACAAUGGUGCCGCAUAUCAACCACGUCCUCAAGCAUAUGAGCCCUCAUCCAGGACUAAUCCACGAGUCAACGGAAUCGAGUACAAGUCAGAUCUAGGGCCCAAAAGACGUCUCUCGCGGCUCAAGCCGGACCCUCUCAACAUCAGCAGCAAACAGCGAAUCUUUUUCGAAGUCGCAAAGAGCCCUUAUGGAAUCCGAAGCUAUUCCACAGAGGGAUGUUGCUGGCCAAAGGCCAGAAACGAGACUGAGUCGGGCGUUCAAGAGGCGACGAAUGUUCUCGUCUCAAAGCGUAUCAUCGACCUUAACCGGGCCCACACCGUUGAACUGCACUGUCUUUCGGAAACGCCGGAGCCUUUACUAUCAGGGAAUCCACAGUUUCGCUGGUUACACAUGCAGAGUAACCCGAUGGACCUUGAAGAGUUUGAAAAGUUCGCUCUCAAUUCUCCCGGUAUCUCAGGGGACUUGCUGGAUCUUUGCAUCGCGCUUUUUGACCACAUUCGUGAAAACAGCCUGAUCAAGUCUGGCAACUCGCUACAGGUGGAACCAGGGACUGUAAAGCAGUUCAGACUACAGCAUGCUGAUCAAAUUGCGUCAGAAUCUACAUCUGCGACCUUCUCUUCUUUCCCAUAUCUCUCUACUUCCGCUGCUUCUCCGGUGAAGCGUCACCAAGAUCGCAGGCAUCGAAUGCGUACUCUACUAGAGGCAUUCUACCAGUACGAGUCAACUUGUGAGCGUGACAGAAAGCAAGCACUGGGAAAGUUCUUCAGUAACGCUGGUCACAAGAUCAUACACGUGCCUCAGUUGUGGUCCCUACUGCUAGGCUCUGUUCUUGAUCACCUGCUCGCCAGAUUCAGUCAAUGAAAUCCUCGGAAAUCGACUGGUUAGGAUUACUGGUGAAUAUGCUGGAGGAGGUCCUACCGUGCUUCGGAUCAAAGACCCUUUACAGCGUCUACACUCGGUGCCAUUGCGGCCAAGACCAACCUUUUUCAG